This is a messenger RNA of Laccaria bicolor S238N-H82, 1056 nucleotides long. RefSeq lists its product as uncharacterized. Bases 1 to 1056 code for a protein of 351 amino acids. The transcript has 7 exons. The record is from RefSeq and is a predicted model, not a curated record. NCBI's taxonomy places the organism in Eukaryota, Fungi, Basidiomycota, Agaricomycetes, Agaricales, Hydnangiaceae.
AUGUCUCCUCUGCCCGGUCAUGAUCAUACGUCCAGUUCCACAGCCUCUUCGGACGGCAAAGGGGAUACAGAUUCAGCAGCGAAAGGAGGAAAGUCAACGAAAAGGACGGGUCCUAGCUAUGUAUAUUACCGUCUAUACACCAAACUCGGUGCAUUUGAAUCGAAUCACGCCCUCUACCACAACGACCGUUUCAUAGGUCGGGUUCCAUCGAAAUUUUUUCCCCCUCCUCACAUGGUCGCGUCUUUCAGGCGGACCUUGUGCAAACUUGAGGGCCUCUCGGAGCCCGACAAGGCACUUGUCUUCACACCGCUCUCAAGCCCAGCACCUAAAGAAGACUCUGCCCGCCUCUCUCUUUAUGGUCCUUCUGGGCCAGGCCUGUCUGAACAAGAUCCGAUCGCGCUGGUUGUCGAGUCGGAGAAGAGAAUCAAGGACGUUACACAGCCGGAGAAGCUCCCGGAACGCUCUGAUGAUACCGAUAUCCAUUACGUAUACUAUCGCGUUUACUCAUCAGAAGGAGAAGGGGAUGAAGAAAAGGCAAAGACGUCCUUUGACGAGAGUGACAUGUCGUUAGGGCGCAUCAACGCCGUCUUCAUCGCUCCCCCUCAUACCGCCGGGUCAUUGAAAGCAUGCAUCGCAAAAGCUGAAGGCCUCGUCACGCCCGGUCAUGCACUCUACAAGGACAUGGAGCUCUUCCAAGACAUGACUAGUGACGCUGCCAUGAACGACGCCAACAUCAUAUCCUUCCAAGGUGACGCUUAUCCGGGUAGUGAUGAAGGCGAUCCCGUAGCCCUUGUCAAUGCAACCGCCAAUACAGCAGCGGAUCAAAAGGCUAAGCCUACAUCAGAUGGACCAGAUUCAAAUUUCACGAAACGCGCUCGGUUGACUUGUACUUUCGACUACAAUGUAAAACAUCCCACCUGGGCCUGGCUAUCAAUAAACAAAGAUGAGAUCGUUUACACGGAUGGAGUCCUCGUCAAUAGAAAUAUUUAUUCAGGAUACAUGGCGAUUAAUUCCAAGGGUGUCAAAGGCUGUAAUAUUACUUUGAUUGAUUCGUGA